AUGGAAGGUCUUUACUUCAACGUGAACAACGGCUACGUCGAAGGCAUCGUUCGAGGGUACCGCAACGGCCUUCUCACGAGUCCAGCCUACAACAACCUAACGCAGUGCGAGACCAUCGAUGACCUGAAGCUGCAGCUCGGUCCUGCUUACGGCGACUUCCUCGCCUCCCUCCCCCCGAACCCGUCGACGUCUAUCCUGGCAUCCAAGACCACUGAUAAGCUCAUUUCGGAAUUCCGCUAUGUCCGUGCCAACGCCGUCGGGUCCUUGGCGACCUUCAUGGACUACGUCACCUACGGCUACAUGAUCGACAACGUCGCACUUCUCAUCACAGGGACGCUGCACGAACGAGAUACCCGGGAACUUCUCGAGCGAUGCCACCCUCUCGGCUGGUUCGAGACGAUGCCAGUCCUGUGCGUUGCCACCAACAUCGAGGAGCUCUACAACAGCGUCCUCAUAGAGACCCCGCUCGCCCCUUACUUCAAGGGCAGCCUCAGCCACCAGGAUCUGGAUGAGCUCAACAUUGAGAUCGUGCGCAACACCCUGUACAAGAAUUACCUGGAGGAUUUCUACAAGUUUGUCAACACCCACCCCGACAUGGCGGGAACUCCGACCGCCGAGGUCAUGUCCGAGAUUCUCGAGUUCGAGGCCGACCGGCGAGCCAUCAACAUCACCCUCAAUUCCUUCGGAACCGAGUUGAGCAAAGCAGAUCGCAAGAAGCUCUACCCAAACUUUGGUAAGCUGUACCCCGACGGAACCUUGAUGCUCUCUCGGGCCGAGGAUCCGGAAGGUGUACGUCUGGCUGUCGAUGGCGUCCACGACUACAAGACUUUCUUCGAGAGCGCUUCUCUCGGCGGCACCUCCGGCCCUGGUAACAUGGGCGGCGGUUCCUCCGACGGCAGGACAUUGGAAGACAUGUUCUACCAGAAGGAGAUGGAAAUUUCAAAGAGUGCUUUUACCCGCCAGUUCACCUACGCCAUUGUAUACGCUUGGGUGAAACUGCGAGAACAGGAAAUUCGCAACAUCACUUGGAUCGCGGAGUGCAUCGCCCAGAAUCAAAAGGAUCGCAUCGGCAACUUCAUCAGCGUGUUCUAG
Molecule: messenger RNA, 1092 nt
Organism: Drechmeria coniospora
Lineage: Eukaryota; Fungi; Ascomycota; Sordariomycetes; Hypocreales; Ophiocordycipitaceae
Product: Vacuolar ATP synthase subunit d
Exons: 4
Coding region: 1-1092 (363 amino acids)
Biological process (GO): vacuolar transport; vacuolar acidification; proton transmembrane transport
Cellular component (GO): vacuolar proton-transporting V-type ATPase complex; proton-transporting V-type ATPase, V0 domain; fungal-type vacuole membrane
Molecular function (GO): proton-transporting ATPase activity, rotational mechanism
Source: RefSeq, a predicted model, not a curated record